AUGCAGAAUGCGGCAUGCAUUCCUCCCAACGACUACCAGGACCAACAACACCCCCUGGCCAAACGAUUCACCCCGCCUAUGAUCACCCGCGGGAUCGGCUCUGGCAGCCGACAAAGACCCUGGACUCUCACCCAGUGCCUUGGGACCCUCAUUUCUCCGAUCCCACGACCUAUCCUCACCCCGCCUCACUACUUGCCGGGGAGCACAGCCAACCCUACAUAA
Penicillium taxi is the source of this 222-nucleotide messenger RNA. RefSeq lists its product as uncharacterized. The transcript has a single exon. Bases 1 to 222 code for a protein of 73 amino acids. The record is from RefSeq and is a predicted model, not a curated record. NCBI's taxonomy places the organism in Eukaryota, Fungi, Ascomycota, Eurotiomycetes, Eurotiales, Aspergillaceae.